AAGCGGAUGUUAUUGAUUUGGCGCGAAGGGUGGCAGAAAAACCUACAAAUAAAUAAAUAACUCUUGAAAUAUAAAAUUAAUUAUGUCUCAGGCAGGUUUAUCAAGCUUAAAAUCAGAAUACUUAGAAGUUGGUGAAUACAAUUUUUCUUGGCCAGGAGAAAAUGGAACAUUUCAAGAUUUUGGGUCUGUAAACUACACUAUGCCCUCAGGUCCGUGGUAUUGGCCUUGGUGUCCACUAUGGAAAAUUUCGCAACAUCCACUCUUUCAACUCUCAAAUAUUUUAUUUGUGGCCUCUUACUGUGCGCCGAGUACGAAAAAAGGCCAGCUUUGGAUGCACACAAUAUUGAUAUUUGGUUUCAUGCUGUACUCGAUAUGGGCGUGGCACGUGAUUUGUUCCCCUGACGCCUUUUCGUGGAACUUCGGUUUUGUGUUCCUGAACCUGGCGCAAGUGGUGUACCUGGUGUACGAGAUGCGCCCCGUCAAGUUCGACCCGGAGCUGGAAGAAGUGUACCAUACUUUGUUCGAGCCUUUCAAGGUGUCUAGACUACAGUUCAAGAGGAUGGUCUCGCCGGAUUUCGCGCACGUGAUGUCUCUCCACGCCGGCGAGGCGUACGCGAUGCAAAACCUCACCAAGACCGAUCGUCUGGGAUUACUGCUUUCUGGGAAGGUAAACGUAAUGAGUGGACAUCAGUUUCUACACCCCAUUUUGCCAUGCGAAUUUUUGGACUCUCCCGAAUUUGAAUCAAGCAGAGCCACUAUUGAUGAGAAAUUCAAGGUAUCAAUCGUAGCCGCCUCAUCAUGCCGCUACGUGUACUGGCAGCGUAGUUCCCUCGAAUAUCUCUUCGUGAAAGAACCGUACCUAGCAUGUGUGGUGACCACACUGAUAGCUCGCGACAUAACCACGAAGUUAUACGCGAUGAACAACAAAAUAGUCACCGAGAGAGGGUCCCACUUGGAUAUACGGUUGCCUAGUAUCUCCCAUGCGUUGGCCCGCAGCCCUAGGAGACUGAGGUCCGCCUGCAAGCCGCCCCCUCCGACCACGGUGCAACCGGUCCCACCCGAGAAACGACCCAAUUGCUGGACGCGAGAAGCUGACAGCCUGAUGAGUGCGGUCAAGAGGAACGGAGUGACUGCUUCCUCAUACGCGGGGGGUGACGAGGAGUUGAUGCCGCUAGCAGCCAACGAGGCGCCCGCCGCCUCGUCAGACGACCUGUCAGUGGCUGACAGCUGCCCCGAUACCUCGUCGAAGUACCACAGCUGUGAAGCCGUGGAAACUGACGAUGAAUUGAGGCAUUAAAUAUUUCUUCCAUUAUGUGCUUUAUAACUCUAUGAUUUCUUUUUAAUUUUUAAUACCCACAAUAAAGAAGGUCUAGGUCUGCAACCUGAUGGAAAGUGAUGAUCAGGCCGAAGGCGGUUGCGAACCUCACCCAGACUCCUCAAGGAACUUUCAAUUGACAACAAUUACUAAAAUAAGCUGUUUAGUAAAACAUGUGUACUACGCCUACCCAAAAUAACUACCAAUUGAAGAAAACGCGAAAAGUUCUCAGAUUAAUUAAUAAAGGACCGAAAACGUGUGGAAGGCAUAGUCCUUCAGACUUGUUGAACUGACGAUCUGGAGAAGAUAGUGGGAAGCACCAAACUGACUGCUACUCUUGAACAUAAAGCCUCCUGGAAAACUCAUUUGUAAUUAUUGUAGGUAUUUCAAUCCAUUUUUUUAUAUUUGAAAAAAUGCUACUCAAUAAAAUAAGUCCUAAAGCAUUAUU
This is a messenger RNA of Ostrinia nubilalis (European corn borer), 1763 nucleotides long. Its product is annotated as popeye domain-containing protein 3-like. The transcript has 8 exons. The coding region runs from base 83 to 1297 and encodes 404 amino acids. The record is from RefSeq and is a predicted model, not a curated record. Gene Ontology annotation, cellular component: sarcolemma. Gene Ontology annotation, molecular function: cAMP binding. Gene Ontology annotation, biological process: regulation of membrane potential; skeletal muscle tissue development; striated muscle cell differentiation. Lineage: Eukaryota; Metazoa; Arthropoda; Insecta; Lepidoptera; Crambidae.